Molecule: messenger RNA, 963 nt
Organism: Austrofundulus limnaeus
Lineage: Eukaryota; Metazoa; Chordata; Actinopteri; Cyprinodontiformes; Rivulidae
Product: carbonic anhydrase 12
Exons: 8
Coding region: 1-948 (315 amino acids)
Cellular component (GO): plasma membrane
Molecular function (GO): zinc ion binding; carbonate dehydratase activity
Source: RefSeq, a predicted model, not a curated record
AUGAUCCUGUUUGCAGUUGUUGCAGUGGUUCUGAGCAUUUUUGUGCCCGGUGCUCACUGUGAAUCAAACUCCAUUGCCUGGUGUUACCAUGACCCAACCUGCAAUGAGUCUCGCUGGACAUCCAUCGCUCCUCUUUAUUGCAACGGCAGCCGCCAGUCUCCCAUCAACAUUGUGUCAGCCUCUGCCACAGCCAACGCCAGCCUGAUUGACUUCACCUUCCAGGGCUACAGCAACACCAGUGCCAUGAAUGCAAUGUUGAACACUGGGGACACAGUCAAAGUGACUUUGAACCAUGGUGUUAGGAUUUCUGGAGGGGGUCUGUCAGAGGCUUAUGACAGCUUGCAGUUCCACCUGCACUGGGGAAAUGGAUCCUCUGUCCCUGGUUCUGAACAUACUGUGGAUGGGAAGCGUUACCCCAUGGAGCUGCAUAUUGUGAACAGCAAAUCAUCCUAUAACCAGAACACAACUCUUGCUGUGAAAGAUUCUGAAGGACUGUCUGCACUUGGUUUCCUGAUAGAGGAGCUGAAUGAUACCAGUGGCCAGCCUGCUAGCUGGAAGAUCUUGACCAACUAUUUGUCCAACAUCUCACAUGCUGGACAAUCUGUAUCACUGGCAGCAGCUGGUAUUUCACUGGAUGAUCUCCUGGUUGGUGUGAAUCGCUCCAAUUACUACCGCUACCUCGGUUCUUUGACCACCCCAACCUGUAAUGAGGCUGUAGUUUGGACUGUGUUCAAGGAUACCAUUAAAGUCAGCAAAGAUUUGAUAAACCUCUUCAGCUCAUCACUGCAUGUCAAUGACAGCACAUCACCUCUGAUGGUUAACGUGUUCAGAAGUAUCCAAUCAGCACAGCCAGUCUCAACGCAGCCUAAAGCCAGCACCAGCUCUUCCACUAACACGAGUUUCUCUCUGGGUCUGAUGGUUCUCAGUCUCAUUCUGAGGUGGAUUUGAUGGCACGCAACAUAG